Thamnophis elegans (Western terrestrial garter snake) is the source of this 4335-nucleotide messenger RNA. It is a transcript of the gene SVOP, whose product is annotated as SV2 related protein. Lineage: Eukaryota; Metazoa; Chordata; Lepidosauria; Squamata; Natricidae. Gene Ontology annotation, cellular component: membrane. Gene Ontology annotation, biological process: transmembrane transport. The record is from RefSeq and is a predicted model, not a curated record. Gene Ontology annotation, molecular function: transmembrane transporter activity. The transcript has 16 exons. The coding region runs from base 112 to 1743 and encodes 543 amino acids.
UCGCGCAGGCUGGCUGGUUGCAACGGGAGCUGUCCUACUAGGCAACCUCCUGAAAUCACCUGCUUCUCCCCACCAUGUAAGAGCGAUGAGACCUCCAGCCACACCUUUGCAAUGGAGGAAGAUUUGUUCCAGCUAAGGCAGCUGCCAGUCGUCAAGUUCCGCCGGACAGGAGAAAGCACCCGAUCCGAAGAGGAUGCCGUGUCAGGAGAGCACGAAGUCCAGAUUGAGGGUGUCCAGACCGACUUAGAAGCUGUAGAGUUGGAAGAUGGAAGCAUUGUGCCAAAGGAGUUUGCCAACCCAACUGAUGAUACUUUCAUGGUGGAAGAUGUGGUGGAAGCAAUUGGGUUUGGCAAGUUCCAGUGGAAACUCUCCGUCCUGACUGGCUUAGCAUGGAUGGCUGAUGCCAUGGAAAUGAUGAUUCUGAGCAUCUUGGCACCUCAGCUUCAUUGUGAGUGGCGAUUACCCACCUGGCAGGUUGCGUUGCUCACAUCGGUGGUUUUCCUGGGAAUGAUGUUUAGUUCCACACUGUGGGGAAAUAUUUCAGACCAAUAUGGCAGAAAAACCGGGCUGAAGAUCAGCGUGCUCUGGACCUUGUACUACGGAGUCCUUAGUGGAUUUGCACCAGUUUACAGCUGGAUCUUGGUCCUGAGGGGCUUGGUGGGCUUUGGGAUUGGAGGCGUCCCUCAGUCGGUAACAUUAUACGCAGAAUUCCUCCCCAUGAAAUCCAGAGCAAAGUGCAUAUUGCUGAUUGAGGUCUUCUGGGCCAUCGGGACGGUCUUUGAAGUCCUCCUGGCAGUGUUCGUGAUGCCCACCCUCGGCUGGCGUUGGCUGCUCAUCCUUUCAGCUCUGCCUCUGAUGCUGUUUGCCAUCUUGUGCUUUUGGCUGCCGGAAAGUGCCCGGUACGAUGUCUUAACCGGUAACCAAGAAAAGGCCCUUGCUACGUUGAAAAGGAUUGCGACAGAAAACGGCGCCCCGAUGCCUCUGGGGAAGCUGAUUAUGUCUAGGCAGGAAGACCGAGGGAAAAUGAGGGACUUAUUCACACCGCAAUUCAGGCUGACGACGCUUCUGCUGUGGUUUAUCUGGUUCUCCAAUGCUUUUUCUUACUACGGCCUCGUCCUGCUGACCACGGAGCUAUUCCAAGCAGGAGACCUUUGCAGCUUGUCCAGCAGGAGGAAAACGGUAAAGGCCAAAUGCAGCCUAGCCUGUGAAUUUCUGACGGAGAAGGACUACAUCGAUCUGCUCUGGACCACUCUCUCCGAGUUCCCAGGGGUUCUUGUGACCUUGUGGGUGAUUGACCGGAUCGGCCGCAAGAAGACGAUGGCGCUCUCCUUCCUGGUCUUCGCCUUCUGCAGCCUUUUGCUCUUCCUCUGUGUCGGGAGGAAGGUGCUCACCGUGCUGCUCUUCAUCGCCAGGGCUUUUAUUUCGGGAGGGUUCCAGGCCGCGUAUGUUUACACCCCUGAGGUCUACCCAACCGCCACCCGCGCCCUGGGCCUGGGGACAUGCAGCGGAGUGGCCAGAGUUGGUGCCCUGAUCACACCCUUCAUCGCCCAGGUGAUGCUGGAGUCUUCGGUCUAUUUGACGCUCAUCGUCUACAGCGGGUGCUGUAUCCUGGCAGCUUUGGCCUCCUGCCUGCUUCCCAUCGAAACCAGAGGCCGCGGCCUCCAGGAGUCCACCCAGAAGGAGUGGGGGCAGGAGAUGUUUGGGCGUGGGGUCCCCCAAUCGAACUCUGGCUCCCAGGGGUGAUUGCCCCACCUGGAGGAAGUCAACACCCCCAACACCCGAGAAGUGCAAUAUCUCACUACCAUCCUUGGCCCAAAGAAGGUUCCUUGUUACUUGCAUCUUCACCACCCCCGUGUGCAAGGAGAGACAUUCCAUCUGGGAGAUGAAAGUGUGUUUGUGUGUGCAUUGAAGAGGAAUGUGGUGUCACCAUGGAAAGAUCUAGCCCCAAAUUUCUUCACGGUGGACAUUAGACAAGAGGAGAACCAAGUUUUUGUUCCGGUUGCCAAGGGAACUUCUCCAUCUCACACCAAGCAAUUACCAUGCCUUCAAGGACUCCAUUCUUCACAGGGCAGCUCUUGUCUUCAACCCUGAGAAGCAAACGGGCCCAUGUGUAUGUGUACUCACGCCUAGAGUAGCUCAAAGGCGCUUGUGAAUCGAUCAGCAGCCUUGCACUCUUUCUAUCAACCCUGAACUGUCAAGGCCCACAAGCCGCUAAUUUAGCUGAAUCUCCUUGGCAACUGGGAUUGUGAAGGUGGACAGGCGUUCGGAUAAACGCUGUUCCUCUCACCGACGGAGAACUUCCUUGGAUAUUGAAGUCAAUCCCGCAAAAAAAAAGGAAAUUUGGAAACACGGCAGUCGGUUAGGACUGCCCCAUUUCCAAAGGAAGGUUGUGCCGCAGGAAACGCCCACGCAGGUCACCCAGAGACUGAAUCAUUUUUCUCAGGAGGCAGGAAGAGGGGGGGAAAGUCUUGUAGGUUUAGCAAAUGGUGCGUGGUGAGGUCAUUACAGGGGAAAAAAAUUCUCUCUUGAAUUUAGCAAAAUGGAAGGGAGCAGAUUCUGUCAGGUCAAACUAGAUCCCUUCUUCAUGCAACUCAGAAUGUUGAUGGGUUCAUAUCCACGUUCCCCAACAGAGGGGUUCUUAAGAAUGGGCGCAUGCCCCAGUGGUGGUCCUCCAGAGACAUCCAGCUUCACCCUCUCCUUUCUGUCGCUGGUCACCCCACAAACGCCAAAGGUUCGUAGGGAGGAAGAGGACCCCGUUCCUAGACCUUCCUCCUCCUUCCUCCCCCUCUUCUUCUCCGCCAUGCCUAGAAGUCCCUGGGCGGCUCAGCUAAGGGGGAAAAACAUCCUGUGGACUGGGAAGGGGGUAUUUAAGGAGGCUGUCAUAGCUACGAUGUGGGUUGUGUGCAGCUGUGCCAGAGGCUCAUGCGGGCAACUUCUGACAUGCAGCGGCGUCUACUAAGAUGGUUUAAUUGUGCGACCACUCGCGCUUGACCUCUGAAGAAUUCUCUUAUCUUCUGGUGGGUCUGAGUGGCUUUCUGGGGUACGGGAGCUUUAGCAACUGCUACUUAAAAACUGUAGGUAAGUUCUGUUCGUUGUGCAAAUUACUUGUACAGCUAGCGCAGCUCCGUGGGUCCGACACAAUAAUGGCGACGAUCGAAAGAGAGGUGGUCUCUUCCAAACCCCAUCACAGGCUAUUUAAACCGAUUAGAUUUUUCCCUGGCGAUGCAAACCGAUUUUGCAAGCUUCCGAUUGUUGAGCCUGGAAAUCUGCGCUGUCAUUUUUUUUUCUCCCCCCCCCCCCCUUUUGACAAUAAGUUUUGGCCUCCUCAUCUCCGAGGAGCAUUCUAAUACCAGAAAUUCACCAACGUAUGUAACGAAGAUAGGGCUCUACACACAUCAAGGUCUGUGGGUGUGUUCAUUAAAAAAAGAAGAAGAAGGAACAAUACCGUUUGACAUUGAGUUGUGGUGUUUGGGACUCUUGAGGGGGGGGUCUCCAGUUCCUUAACUGGCAAAGCUUUGGGGAGAGCUCGCUGUAUAUGCUGUGUGGGACGGUGUCUGUACUUGUUGGGGGUCGGAGGGGAAUUUAUUUCAGUGUCUGCUAUGUUCGGAUGUACAGUUCCUAACUGUGACGCGUGACGAUUUCUGUAUCCUGGGCUUUUCAUGUACUAUAUUUUCAUCCGUCUCCCGUCAAUUACACACCAUUAGGCAGUGCAAUUCCACCCUGGAUAUUUUAUGUUGAAUAAACAAGUAGUUUUUUCCAUAAGGAGGAGGAUUAAUGGCAUUCUCACUCCCUCAAAAGUAGAAUUGCGUCCAUCCAAAGCGUCAGGCUGAGAACUCACCACGGCUCUGGUGCCCUUAGGGCAGUGGUUCCCAAACUUGGCAACUUUAAGACUUGUGGACUUCAACUCCCAGAAUUCUCCAGCCAGCUCUGCAAGUCUUAAAGUUGCCAAGUUUGGGAACCACUGCCUUAGGGGAACAUCUUCUCUGGAGCUGCAAAGCCCAGAAUGAGAAGCUGGAACCCGUGAAAAGCCGCUGGAGAUGGGUGGAAUUCAUUCAGACGGACAAUCUCAUUCUACGUAAUGAGCUUGCUUGGAAUCAGCCUCAUAUUUUUGUAAGAGCUAAAAAAAAAGAGGUUAGCUAAGAAAGUAAUUAAGUAAACAUAAAUAAAGGCUCAAUCAAACCUGCCUUCAAAGUAUUUUGUACGUUUUAACAAGAGGAGAACUCCACUAGAGACCAGAAGCAAAGAGAAUCUAGAUUGUAGCUGUGAUUGGAAAAGAGGAAGCGUAAGAGAAAGUUGUGUGAACCCACAGAGCAGGAGGAGGACCGACUUCUUGCU